CAAAUCGAAAGGAAAGGAACAAAAUAUUCUCUUUAUAGCUUAGGGAAUAUAAAUUGUUGGAUUUUUUUGGUCAUCACGAGAGAAUCGCACAAAGAAAGAGAACGAAGAGAAAGAGAAAGAGAGAGGAGUGGAGGUGGAAAGGAUUUUGAUAUUUGUUGGACUCAUCAAAAUCGAAAAAAAUCUAAAAGUAUAAAAGAGGUAGAAGAAGCUCUGGAUGCCGUCUCUUCCCGUCGUCGGCGACGGAGGUUAUGCCUGUUGGCUCUGAGGAUCAAUCAGGGUUCCUUUUGAGUGGGUUGUUUUCUUCUGAGGGCAUGGAGCAAGUUUUCGUCUGGCCAAGCUGCUACAAUCAUCAGCUUUUCUCAUUCCAAGAAGCGCUCGAUUGGCGGUUUCUUGUUCCUUCUGAUUUCCUUGUGGGCUCUUUCGUUAACUGCACUUAGUUGUCUAAUUUCUGACUCAGGUCUGAAGUCUGCAAAUUCUUCCUUUUUAUAUUCCUAGAGAAACCUCUUAAUCUUCUCCUUUGCGGACAAAGAUUUGGUAGCCCUCUCUUCCAUAUCUUGUUCUUAUGGGCGCUGGUUGAACAAGGAUAUAUCUUUUUUUUUUUGAGUUUUGAGUCUAAACCUCUGAGUGAGAUGUUGUGAGCUUUGGGUCCUUCCUGUUAGCCAACAUAUUCUUUCUUGUUGGUUCCUUUGUGUCUUUGAGUUCUCAGUAUGUGUUUUGCUCUUCCCUUGCUUUCUUUCUUUUCCCUUAAUGGUCAACCCAUUGGUGCUCAAAGUAAAUAAUAGUCAGUCUAGUCUACCCAGCUGGAGAAUCUUUGAUUUUACUGCUUGGUGUUCAGUCCUUGCUACGAACAACUGAAAGAUUAAUGCUAUAUAAAUCUUUCAGAAGUUCUUUACAUACAUAAAAUAAAGAGGCUACUUUGCUUUACCGGAAAGACAAUGGACAGGUACAAGUUAAUUAAAGAGGUUGGUGAUGGAACUUUUGGUACCGUGUGGCGAGCUAUCAAUAAGCAGACGGGUGAAGUUGUUGCAAUUAAGAAAAUGAAAAAGAAGUACUACUCAUGGGACGAAUGUAUCAAUCUGAGAGAAGUGAAGUCGCUUAGGAGAAUGGAUCAUCCAAAUAUCGUGAAGCUGAAGGAAGUCAUCCGCGAACAUGAUAUCCUAUACUUUGUCUUUGAGUACAUGGAUUACAACCUCUAUCAGCUAAUGAAAGAUCGACAAAAGCUUUUCGCAGAAGCUGUUAUUAAAAAAUGGUGCUUUCAAGUCUUUCAUGGCCUUUCAUAUAUGCAUCAGCGAGGUUACUUUCACCGCGAUCUUAAGCCAGAAAAUCUAUUAGUCUCUAAAGACAUCAUAAAGAUAGCUGAUUUUGGUUUGGCACGGGAGGUUAAUUCGAGUCCACCUUUUACCGAGUAUGUUUCUACACGCUGGUACAGGGCGCCUGAAGUACUCCUUCAGUCAUAUGUAUACACAUCAAAAGUUGAUAUGUGGGCGAUGGGAGCUAUUAUGUCUGAGUUGUUGUCUCUUCGUCCUAUAUUUCCAGGGGCUAGUGAAGCAGAUGAGAUCUAUAAGAUCUGCAGUGUCAUAGGCAGUCCAACUGAGGAGACCUGGUUAGAGGGACUUAAUCUUGCUAACACCAUAAACUAUCAAUUCCCUCAGCUUUCUGGUGUGCCUCUUUCAAGCUUGAUGCCAUCUGCUAGUGAAGACGCAAUUGAUCUUAUUACGGUAACUAACAGUUUUUUAAAAGGAGUUCCCUAUAGCUUUGGACAUAUUUCUCUAAUUUUCGGACACCAAUCUCUGCCUUUUUUCAUGAUUGUUCAGCGGCUUUGCUCCUGGGAUCCAUGCAAGAGACCCACUGCUGCAGAGGCUCUGCAGCACCCGUUCUUUAAGAGUUGCUUUUAUGUCCCACCAUCUCUCCGACCCAAGCCAUCUGUUGCAAGAACUCCUCCGCCUGUUGGACCAAGAGGAUCAUUCGAGCACCAAUCAGCUAAACGGCAGACUGUGUCUCUUGCCAAGCCAUUUAACAAUGUUUCUCCAAAGCCAAGUGCUGCUUUUGGCAGCGGCGUCCAGAGGAAACUCGACAUGGCUAAGCAAGAGGGAACGAGGAACACUAAACCGGUGAGAAGUUCUGUCAAAGACUCCAAAUACAGACCACCCGGAAGAAAGAGUCCUCCUGGAGGUAAUGCAGCAGGUUCGUCAUUGAGCAAGAACAGGGUCGCGCGUGGUGUAUCUGAGACUGCUGAUAAACUUUCCAACAUGAGCGUCAGAGGAACCGUGUCUCGAAGACACUCUGUGUCAGUGAUGCAGCAACAGCAGCUGAAGCCGCCGCCAAUGAAGGCAGGUUGUGUAGGAGAAAAACGUGACAUGUUCCUUAGACCAACCCAACCCGCCACCAGUGCCUACUCUAGGAAAGUCGCCGGCUGACCCAAAUACCUCUCAACAACAGUAAACAGUUUACUCCUGAAUACUAUCUUAUAUAAUAUAUACUCUGGUUUGUCCCUUAAGUCGUCAUUUCAUCAAAAAAGAAAAACAAACUUAAAACGGCUCCUUUUCAGUUUUGUGUCGUCUACAGUUUCUUGUUUUAUUUUAUUUUUUAUACUUUUGACUGUGUGAUGGUUUGUAUUAUGCGUGACGCUUGACUUUAUGGUUUGCAAUAAAGUUCGACUUGGGACUA
This is a messenger RNA of Brassica rapa (field mustard), 2667 nucleotides long. RefSeq names its product cyclin-dependent kinase F-4. The record is from RefSeq and is a predicted model, not a curated record. Gene Ontology annotation, molecular function: ATP binding; protein kinase activity. Gene Ontology annotation, biological process: protein phosphorylation. NCBI's taxonomy places the organism in Eukaryota, Viridiplantae, Streptophyta, Magnoliopsida, Brassicales, Brassicaceae.